AUGCAUUAUGUUGACUCACCCCAGGAUAAAGUUUUCCGGCAACUUGUUAGCUCAACAUUCAUUAGUUGCGAGAGACCAAUCCCUAUUUCAGACAGUACAGCUUCAAAGUACCUCCGGAUAGCAACUCUGGAAGCUCUGAUCGCGGACCAAAUUUCAGCCAAUAUCUUCCGAACCAUUCCAAGUUACACAAGUUGGUUCAAGUCGAUUUCCCCCGCUCCAGAUUGGGACGUAAUAGCAAAGCAGGAGCCUUUACGGGAGGCUGUUCUAAGAUCAGUUUCAGCAAUUGUAUACACCAAAGAACAACAGGAGCUCAAGGAAACCGGAAUCGUGAGCAUCAUGGACGAUAUCGCCCGCAAGACACGACCGCUCAUAUGUGACAUGCGUUCUUUUGAAGACGAGUUACGGAGUUUGUUGCAAGAUGCUGUGGAUAUCUGGAGUCUGACACAAAGAAGCCCUCAACGGAUAAUCGCAUUUCUUAAUGAUAAGACCUCUGUGGACUCUCCUGCCUUUGAAAUUGAUGAAGGUAUCUCCAUUCCGGCAGAAUCGAGCGAGUCAAGACCAAGAGCGCCGAUACUGACUUUCCCGACCGUCUUGGUGGCCAAUACGUCGAAAAUACUUCAUUCAGGGUAUGCUCUGCAUGCAUCUAACCCUUUGAUUUUUUCCGGAACUAUUGAGGUAGAGGACCAAGUCAGCCGGGUGAGAAAACUGAAGACUGUCAAAGGGAUAAUUAGACAAAACCAAAUUGCUCUCACCGAUAUUCUACGAGAAUAUGAUAUCAAUCGGACCAGCACCGUGGCCAAGAAGCUUCUGGAGGGCGAAGUUUUUGAUUCGACAUUGAAGGCUAAAAAUCGAUUUCCGGAGUUAUUCGAUGUCUCGCCUACCCAGAGUGCUGAGAGAGAAGCUUCAGAGGCAGAGGCAGCGAGAGAUGAGGCCAACACUGUGAGAGAGAUAUCUGAUAGGGAGGCCUCAAAAGACACUGCACUCAUUUCUCACACUGAACUCAAAGGCGAACGGACGUUUGGUGAUAGCCAGUUCACUUCCGCGAAAUCUCUAGAGCAGGAUACAGACACACCUAUAGCCGUUCGAUCGCUCUAUCCGGUUUACAUUCACUAUCGGUGUCAGCAUGACAUUUUGACGACUAUACAGGAAUUGCUUGAAGAUAGUUGCUUCGAGUUUGCUCAGCAACAUUUCCCUCAACUCUUGGCAACGAAUGGAUGGGACUGUCCCGAGGCGGUCGAACUUACCGAAUGGACCAAGAUACUCUCUUGCCAGUCUAACCCGCCGAUAAACAAUCUAAAAAACCCCCUGAACGAAUUUAUUGGCCUCCUUCGAGAACUUCGACAUUCUGCCGUGCACCGGCUUCGAAAAACUGCAAUUGGUGUUGAGCGGCUUGCCGAGAACGCAUAG
Messenger RNA from Penicillium maclennaniae, 1407 nucleotides. RefSeq lists its product as uncharacterized. NCBI's taxonomy places the organism in Eukaryota, Fungi, Ascomycota, Eurotiomycetes, Eurotiales, Aspergillaceae. The record is from RefSeq and is a predicted model, not a curated record. Bases 1 to 1407 code for a protein of 468 amino acids. The transcript has 2 exons.